Messenger RNA from Gossypium arboreum, 294 nucleotides. Its product is annotated as OVARIAN TUMOR DOMAIN-containing deubiquitinating enzyme 6-like. The coding region runs from base 1 to 294 and encodes 97 amino acids. The record is from RefSeq and is a predicted model, not a curated record. The transcript is spliced from 2 exons. NCBI's taxonomy places the organism in Eukaryota, Viridiplantae, Streptophyta, Magnoliopsida, Malvales, Malvaceae.
AUGGUGAUGGAAGCUUCACGAGCUGAGUACCUUGGGAAUGACAAGUUUAAGAUGCAUGUGGAACGUGCUUCAACUGCGGAACCAUCAUCGUCUGGAGCUAUGGAGGGUUCAAAAGAGCAAGUUCUGAACAGUGGGAUGGAAUUGGUGUUGUCAAUGGGAUUCAGUUAUCUGGCAAUAGAAGCGUACAGCAUAUUGGGGGAUGAUGUGGAGUCCAUGGUGUGUUAUCUCCUAGAAACAGGGAGUAGCAGCAGACGCGAAGGCAAGGCAACCGAACCAAGCAAUGAAAGAAUGUAG